This is a messenger RNA of Priceomyces carsonii, 213 nucleotides long. RefSeq lists its product as uncharacterized. NCBI's taxonomy places the organism in Eukaryota, Fungi, Ascomycota, Pichiomycetes, Serinales, Debaryomycetaceae. The coding region runs from base 1 to 213 and encodes 70 amino acids. The transcript has a single exon. The record is from RefSeq and is a predicted model, not a curated record.
AUGUCGAACGAAGAUCCAUAUCAUUUGCUUACAAAAUCCAUAAGGACACUUAAUGCUCCUCUUACCACUUUAUUGAGAAAUCACGAUGAACUUGUAUUGCAAAGCGUAUCUUUAAUGGAAAAUAUUUCGUCAAUCCUGAGGUUUAAAAACACGUUGGAAAACGGCAUAACUAAGAAUGAUUUUGACAAUAAGUCAUCAUAUAAACCUAAUUGA